Messenger RNA from Morone saxatilis (striped sea-bass), 1490 nucleotides. It is a transcript of the gene eva1ab, whose product is annotated as eva-1 homolog A (C. elegans). NCBI's taxonomy places the organism in Eukaryota, Metazoa, Chordata, Actinopteri, Moronidae. The record is from RefSeq and is a predicted model, not a curated record. Bases 56 to 628 code for a protein of 190 amino acids. The transcript is spliced from 3 exons.
CAUAAAGUAUGAGCUCCACUGAUCCCUGCAGGAGAAUACAAUAAGUCGUGACAUCAUGAGUGCUCCAACAACAGGAAGCCCAAAUAUGGAGGUGACGGUGGUAUCCCAGGAGAUGGCAUUGCUUAGCAACAUACUGGCAGCUUACACCUUCAUUGCAGACCAACCAGAGAGGACAGCAUUAGUGUUUCUGGGAGGUGUUUGCGUCGGCCUUCUUGUCACACUCUGUGCCAUCGUCUUCCAGAUACACUGCCGAGCAGACUGCCACUAUGGCAACAGUAACCACCCUCACCAACGCCACAGGAACAGACAUCAUCACCGUCGUCAUCACAGCUGUCCCCACCAUCAGCCCAUUGACAGUAAUCCAGACAGCACUGCUGUUGUUACCUCUGGUGGGACUGGGCCUGCUGGGGACAGCGAAUCAGAGGACUGGGAUGACACGUCUGACCUAUCGGCACGGAGACGCAGACGCUUUGAGAGAGCUCUGCUGCAUGCCACCAUGUUCACAUCAGCUGAGGAGCUGGACCGGGCCCAGCGGCUAGAAGAGCGUGAAAGGAUUCUCCGAGAGAUCUGGAUGAACGGACAACCAGACAUCAGUACAGUCACUCAAAGCCUCAACAGAUAUUAUUGACACAUAAUCUAGCAGGCAAACAAAUGGAUUAAAGGUGAAUAAAUAAGUAAACAAAUGGGGGAAAAAAACACUGGAUGAAAUUAACAUAAAGCAUACUCUUGGGAGCGCUGUCUGCACUGCACCAAAGAGAUCAAACUAUUACUGACAGCACUGCCCGGAGCAGUCCCCUCCAUGGUGUGAACAACAAGGAAAACAUAUGAGUUGUGAAGACCCAGUCCUUCAAUACAGGAUGACACUGAAGUGUUUAGCGGAAGAAUGUCCUCGUGCUCCAAAAAAGCCAACAAGUAAAGACACAACGAACCUACAGAGCACACACUGCAAUAUGUAACUGCUGCCACAAAGUGGCUUUUGGUGAAAGGAAUUUUAUAACUUAUCAAAUGUUUAACAGGUGCUUUUAAGAAACUUGGAGCUUGUACAGAUGAGGCAUUGUGCUGCAGCUCUUCAUGAGUGUAUGGAUUCAAAUAUAGGUAAUACUGUGUUGUUACACAUUUCUCAGCUCAUCCUUUCUUUGUUUGUAAAGUUGAUACAAUCAAGUGGUGUUAAUUGGAACCCAAAUUAAACGUAACAUAAAUCACAAUAUAAACGUAACAUAAACAUAAAAUACAGAAGAAUAAAAUGGGGAGAGACAUUUGCUCCGUGUUGAGAUGUAUUUACACAUACUGGUGCUUUUACUGCUGUAAUUCUGCAUCCCCAGAUAAAGUGAAUGCACACUUAUAGGAAGGACACAAAAUGGUCUGUAGGUUGAAUCAGUAGGUGUUGUUGCACAUUAGGUCAGCAGGUCUUCAUGUUUGACAGGAUCAUGCGGCCUUGCUUUGGCUCAUGUGAUAAUGAGCUGGAAAAAAAUAAUAAACUUUUUUUGUUU